GUUUCUGGUCCGCCGCGGAGGGAGCAGGAGGCCGAGCGCCCCAGGCAGCCGGAGCCGCCGACGCCGCCCCCGGCCUGGGAGCCCAGUCCCCGCAGACCAAGGCUGUGUCCUGGGAGUUCCCAAACCGGAGCCACUGGGCACUGUCCUCUGGCGCUGAAUGUAGAGGGUUGCGUGGGGUGCAAAUCCGUGCAGGUCUUGGGCUGCUGCACCAGAGCCAUCCUGACCUCCAGUUACAGGUUUCUAGAGUCAGACGAGAUGGCACAAUGGAACCAGCUGCAGCAGCUGGACACGCGGUACCUGGAGCAGCUGCAUCAGCUGUAUAGCGACAGCUUCCCCAUGGAGCUCAGGCAGUUCCUGGCCCCCUGGAUCGAAAGCCAGGACUGGGCGUACGCUGCCAGCAAGGAGUCCCACGCCACGCUGGUGUUCCACAAUCUGCUGGGGGAGAUCGAUCAGCAAUACAGCCGCUUCCUGCAGGAAUCCAAUGUCCUCUACCAGCACAACUUGCGCAGGAUCAAACAGUUCCUGCAGAGCAGGUACCUGGAAAAGCCGAUGGAAAUAGCCCGGAUCGUGGCUCGGUGUCUCUGGGAAGAAUCUCGCUUGCUCCAGACAGCUGCAACCGCAGCCCAGCAAGGCGGGCAGGCAUCGCACCCCACGGCCACUGUGGUGACGGAGAAGCAGCAAAUGCUGGAGCAGCAUCUACAGGAUGUGCGGAAGCGGGUGCAGGAUCUGGAGCAAAAGAUGAAGGUGGUGGAGAAUCUCCAGGAUGACUUUGACUUCAACUACAAGACACUGAAGAGCCAAGGAGACAUGCAGGAUCUGAACGGAAACAAUCAGUCUGUGACACGGCAAAAGAUGCAGCAGCUGGAGCAGAUGCUGACAGCGCUGGACCAGAUGCGCAGAGGGAUUGUGAGCGAACUGGCCGGGCUGCUGUCAGCCAUGGAGUACGUGCAGAAGACGCUGGCAGACGAGGAGCUGGCUGACUGGAAGAGAAGGCAGCAAAUCGCCUGUAUCGGGGGCCCUCCCAACAUCUGCCUGGAUCGCCUGGAAAAUUGGAUCACAUCCCUCGCAGAGUCCCAGCUCCAGACACGGCAGCAGAUCAAGAAGCUAGAGGAGCUGCAGCAGAAAGUUUCUUACAAAGGAGACCCGAUUGUCCAGCACCGGCCCAUGCUGGAGGAGAGGAUUGUGGAGCUGUUCAGGAAUCUAAUGAAAAGUGCCUUCGUGGUGGAGAGGCAGCCCUGCAUGCCCAUGCACCCGGAUCGCCCCCUGGUCAUCAAAACUGGCGUGCAGUUCACCACCAAAGUCAGGUUACUCGUCAAGUUUCCUGAGCUGAACUACCAGCUGAAGAUCAAAGUCUGCAUUGACAAGGACUCUGGUGACGUUGCCGCGCUCCGGGGGUCCCGGAAGUUUAACAUCCUGGGGACAAACACCAAGGUCAUGAACAUGGAGGAAUCGAACAAUGGCAGCCUGUCGGCGGAGUUCAAGCACCUGACACUGCGGGAGCAGAGGUGCGGCAACGGGGGAAGAGCCAACUGCGACGCCUCCCUGAUCGUCACAGAGGAGCUGCACCUCAUCACCUUCGAGACCGAGGUCUAUCACCAGGGCCUGAAGAUCGACCUGGAGACUCACUCACUGCCUGUCGUGGUCAUCUCCAACAUCUGCCAGAUGCCCAAUGCCUGGGCAUCCAUUCUGUGGUACAACAUGCUGACGAACAACCCCAAGAACGUGAACUUCUUCACCAAGCCCCCGAUCGGCACGUGGGACCAGGUGGCCGAGGUUCUGAGCUGGCAGUUCUCCUCCACCACCAAGCGGGGUCUCAGCAUCGAACAGCUGACCACGCUGGCAGAGAAACUCCUAGGGCCAGGUGUCAACUACUCCGGCUGCCAGAUCACGUGGGCCAAGUUCUGCAAGGAAAACAUGGCUGGCAAGGGGUUUUCCUUCUGGGUCUGGCUGGACAACAUAAUCGACCUCGUGAAGAAAUACAUCCUAGCGCUGUGGAAUGAAGGAUACAUCAUGGGGUUCAUCAGCAAGGAGCGGGAGCGUGCCAUCCUGAGCACCAAGCCACCAGGCACCUUCCUGCUGCGGUUCAGUGAGAGCAGCAAGGAGGGGGGCAUCACCUUCACCUGGGUGGAGAAGGACAUCAGCGGGAAAACCCAGAUCCAGUCCGUGGAGCCGUACACCAAGCAGCAGCUCAACAGCAUGUCGUUCGCGGAAAUCAUCAUGGGCUACAAAAUCAUGGAUGCCACCAACAUCCUGGUCUCGCCCCUGGUCUAUCUCUACCCCGACAUCCCCAAGGAGGAAGCCUUUGGCAAAUACUGUCGCCCGGAGAGCCAGGAGCACCCUGAAGCUACGGACUCAGGUAGCACUGCGCCAUACCUGAAGACCAAGUUCAUCUGCGUCACCCCAACGACCUGCAGCAACACCAUCGACCUGCCCAUGUCCCCACGCACGCUGGACUCGCUCAUGCAGUUUGGCAAUAACAGCGAGGGAGCAGAGGCCAACGCAGGAGGCCAGUUUGAGUCUCUGACCUUCGACAUGGAGCUGACUCCGGAGUGUGCUGCCUCGCCCAUGUGAGGGCCACGUGCCCAGCUCCGCGUCUUGACAACUCUCUCUUCCCGGCUCCAACUCGUUCCCUUGUCCUGCUAGGUCAUGUGUUCGCUCCAUCCCCCAGAGCAUCCCCGGGCUGCUCCCUGGGGAGAGACGUCAGCCUGGGGGUCCCGAUCAGUUCGCAGCCAUCUAACUGGAGCACCCAGUCGGUGCUCGGAGGUGGUGUCGGGGCUGGGGGGAGGGAACUUUUUUUUUUUUUUAACUUCCUUCCAUAACAAACGUUUUCUGCUCGAUCAAGAUGCUGUUAGCAUCUGAUUGCUGCCUCCAUCCAUGCGAAGCGCUUUCCAGAUCUCCUGCAGCGCUGCCAGACCCUUUCCCAGCUCGUCCCUGCGCUAACUUCCAAAUCCCCAUGAGGAUUCAGUGAACAGGCUGUUGCUUUGAGGCAGCCGGGAAAGGAGCCUUGGAACCCAGCAACCCUAACCCCAUGAGCUUUAGCCAGUCAGCACAACGGUGAGGAGCGCAGAGACCGUGCCGGGCUGACCUGCCUCGGGCCCCAGAUGCCAUUGAAGGAAGAGGGCUGUGAAGCGACUCCCCGACAGGCAAGUGGUUCUGGCCUCCAGGAAAGGCCAGAGCCUGGGCUGGGCGGGCCGUCAGCCCCGGUGCUGGGAUAACGGGUGGCCCGGCCGAUCUGUCUCCAAUUUGGGGAACGGCUGUCCUGGCCCCUGAGCUGGAGUCCGAUGUCAACGGCACGGUUCCGGUCCCUGCCCUUCUGCCGGGGCUCAGGCUAGACCCAGCAUGGGCGACGAGGAAGCCAGGUACCCGCCUCCCCCUCCUGGGACGGCCUCUCCAGGCAGGCCCCCUGGAAAUUGGCCUGCAGGGACACUUGGCUUAUCCUGUGUGCCAGGGCUGCAGCGGGGGGAAAUCUCCAGCGAGCAAGGCAGUAGUUCUCUCCCUGUCACACCAGAUCCAUGCACUGUGUGCUGUCCCGAUGCUCCCUGAUCCCACGCAGCUGGGUCCUUCCUCCGGUGGUCACUGUAGUGACAGUGGGGUGCCCUCAGUUAUCGAUCCGCUCUCUGGUGUAACCCGACUGCGCCCCCCCCCAUCCCCACCCUGGCUGCUGGGCUCCUCGGGGCACUGAAUCAAACGCAGUGUAGUGUCCCUGGCGCUCUCCCUCCAGAGUUUAAACCCCACAGACCUCCAGGGCGGCUGGCACCAGUUCUUGCUGCUCCGUGGCCUGCCAGCCCCAUUGGACUGGGAGCGGAAACACCGAGUGGCAGGCACUAGACAAACCUGGGGGGCUUUGCCCUUCAUUUCAGUCGGAGGUCGGUUUUUCAGUGAUAAGCUAGCAGGCUGGAUGGCCUAGGAGAGUCAGCAGCCACCUCCCAACCAGCUGUGCGGGGUGAGGGCUGCAGGAGGAAAGUAACGACUCUCCUAUCCUCUGCCGGAAACAUGCCAAAUGGCCAGCAAAGUGUUGUGGGUCAGAGAAGGUGAUCUCCUCAGUGGAGCCUGGGUCGCCCUGCAGACAGUCGGCGUCUGUAUGAAGCCAUUACACACAGAUAGUUCUGUCCUGUGCUUAACCAGGCACCAUGCUUUGAAUUUCUCAGGCUUAAUGGAUCACAGUAUUGAAUCGGCGUGGGCGAGCGGAGCGGGGGUGCAGAGCCAGAGCCAUCUGCAUUUUACAGUGUGGUCUAAACCCAGGCUUAUCAACACUGGUGGGUGUUUCCUUUUCUUCACCCAGAAGCCUGGAGAAGCUUCUGGGCUGGGGUGGCAGCAAGCGCCUGUUCUGAGCUGCUGCUCCAGGCCCUGCACCAUGGGCAGCCUUCGCAUGGGGCUAGUGCUCUGCACUCGUGCACUGCGUGGGCUCACGCCCACCGACCUGGCCCUUUGGCGCAGACCUAGGUGCUUGGAUGAGGUGAAUGCUGUUUGCCGACCCAGGUUUAUUUCUUAACACAAUAGCUGCCUCCUUCCAGCACCACCUUCCUGCCUGCCUCUCUGCUUCUCCGUCAUCCGGCCGCCUCCGGCCUGUAUGUCCCCUAGUGACACUCAAUACUGUAAAGAUUUUAUUUUUUGUAUAUUUUAUUGCUGUAUUUACAGGCUUUAACUUUCUCCUAAAUAAAGGUGCUAAAGCGAC
Messenger RNA from Dermochelys coriacea (leatherback sea turtle), 4675 nucleotides. It is a transcript of the gene STAT3, whose product is annotated as signal transducer and activator of transcription 3. Gene Ontology annotation, biological process: defense response; regulation of cell population proliferation; cell surface receptor signaling pathway via JAK-STAT. The coding region runs from base 256 to 2571 and encodes 771 amino acids. NCBI's taxonomy places the organism in Eukaryota, Metazoa, Chordata, Testudines, Dermochelyidae. The record is from RefSeq and is a predicted model, not a curated record. The transcript has 25 exons. Gene Ontology annotation, molecular function: DNA-binding transcription factor activity, RNA polymerase II-specific; RNA polymerase II cis-regulatory region sequence-specific DNA binding.